GACUCUACCAUCAUUGGUAGUCUGCACGCUGGUAGGACCAUAUUUGCUACCCUCCUCCUCCUGCUUCUGAAAAUACGAUUCUCUCUUCCUCCCUUUAACAGCUUUUCCCCAGGCGUGGGAAAUUUCUCGCCAUUGACGUCCGCUGCUGCUUUGGCAAUUAAUCUCUUGCUCCGGGUACCGGCGGCUCUCUCCUUCCAGGCAGGCACUCCUCUCAUGGCGGGGAGAAGGGGGGGCCCGUUACUCACACCGGCGCGGCAGAGGAGGAGGAGGAAGAAGAAGAAGAAGAACUGGGAAAGGCUCCGGAGCGAAAAGGACAGCUCUGAGCCAUCGGCUCUAUGUUUUACCACAGCGCGUUGAGUUACUCGGUAGGAAGAAGGAGGACUCUCCGUCUCCCACCGCGAGCAACAGCAGUGAUCUCAGCCGGGGAUCCUGAUUGAUCAGCUGCCGCUGCCUCGUUGUGGUCACUAGGGAGGUCCUCCCCACCAUCAGCCGUCCCUGAAAGCCGCCUGCCGCUGCUUGGUUGGUCAACAUGGGAGAGGACACGGCAGCUGGGAGAGAGGAUGUAGUCUCAUCUGUAGCUAUGAGCAAUCAUGAUGUUCUCAUGCAUCAAACAACUCAGGGGAGCAAUCGUUUAGACUCCAAAGCUGCCAAUGGUAAUAGACAGACAGAAGAAACUGCUCUGCUGAACAACAGUGGACAACAGCCUCCAAAACUGGCUGAGUCAAAGACAUCAGGGAAACUGAGGCAAAUAUGGGCUUGUCCUCCACAAGGCAUAGCUGCCAGAACAGUAACACAUGUGGCAGCAGCUGCCCUGGUUUGGGCUGUGGGCUGGUCCAUUACAGGCCGUGAGUGUCUUCCUGGUGGGAAUCUCUUUGGAAUUUUGUUUCUUUUCUUUUUUGCUGUGAUUGGUGGUAAAAUCAUGGGGCUAAUUAAACUACCUGGCCUGCCUCCUCCACUCCCUCCCCUUCUUGGAAUGUUGCUUGUUGGGUUUCUCCUCAGAAAUGUCCCAGGAUUCAGCGAUAUAGUCCGGAUCGAUGUGAAAUGGUCAGCUUCCCUGAGGAAUAUUGCUCUCUCCAUCAUCUUGGCCCGUUCUGGUCUUGCACUUGACCCAAAGGCGCUGAAAAAAUUAAAGGCUGUCUGCUUAAGAUUAAGCUUGGGGCCGUGUGUCAUUGAAGCCUGUGCGGCAGCUGUCCUGGCUCACUUUCUCAUGCACCUACCUUGGCCAUGGGGAUUUAUGUUAGGAUUUGUUCUAGGUGCUGUGUCUCCUGCUGUUGUGGUCCCCUCGAUGCUCAUUUUACAAGCGGGAGGAUACGGUGUUGACAAGGGCGUCCCGACUUUGCUCAUGGCUUCUGGCAGCUUUGAUGACAUCCUGGCCAUCACAGGCUUCAACACUUGCUUAGGAAUGGCCUUCUCCUCGGGCUCCACCCUUGACAAUAUCCUCCGUGGUUUUCUGGAAGUUGCAAUUGGUAUAACAACUGGUGGUCUUCUAGGAAUUUUCGUUCAUUACUUCCCAAGCAAGGAUCAGGCAUCUCUUGUGUGGAUAAGAGCAUUCUUUGUGGUGGGCCUAUCCGUGCUUGCUGUUUUCAGCAGUACAUACUUUGGCUUCCCUGGAACUGGAGGGCUGUGCACUAUUGUCAUGGCAUUUCUGGCUGGUAUGGCAUGGUCUGAGGAAAAGAGGAAGAUAGAAGAAAUUGUUGGGGUUGCCUGGGAGAUUUUUCAACCUUUUCUUUUUGGUUUAAUUGGAGCUGAAAUAUCCAUUACCUCUCUCGUACCUGAAACAGUUGGGCUGUGUGUGGCCACAUUGAGUAUUGCAUUAUUAGUACGAAUUAUUGCCACAUUCCUGAUGGUGUGUUGUGCUGGAUUUGACAUCAAGGAGAAAGUAUUUAUUUCAUUGGCAUGGAUCCCCAAAGCAACUGUCCAGGCUGCAAUUGGUUCUGUUGCCUUAGAUACAGCACGAGUGCAAGAAGAUCAAAAGCUAGAACAAUAUGGCAUGAAUGUCUUGACGGUUGCUUUCCUAUCAAUCUUGAUCACAGCUCCAGUUGGAGCUCUGAUCAUUGGCCUGGCCGGGCCCAAGCUGCUCCACAAGGCUGCUGAUGUAGGCAGUAAAGAUCCUAAACAUGGGAGAAGAAGAGAAGAAGAAGAAGAAAUUGAAACAUCUGGAUGGGUAUAGGGAAAUGAAUGAGCCGAAGAACACCCAGUUGGCAUUCCAAGCUGCCUAGGAAUCAUGACUGCAGAAGUUAUGAAGGCCUAUGGAAUGCAUCGCAUUCUGGCUAAAACAGCAGAAGUACUGAUAGAAAAACAGACUGUAUUAAACCAGCAUCCAGAUUUCUUUUCAACCUAACCCAGGUAUUUAAGGAAAGAAGUCACAAGCCAAAUAGUAUUUGGCCAAACCAUUGACUGGUGAAAAUAUACCAGUGGCCCAAUUUGGAGACAUGAAUGCCAGCAAGACAGAAGAAAUCACUUGAGAUGGUGCCUAAAAAUAUAACUUAGUCAGUAAGGUGGUCUUGAAGUAGAAAGAAAUAUAGGAUCCAGAACUGACAGUAAAUUACUGAUUGAGAUCAUGGGUUUGGAAAUUAAAUGGUAAGUUAAUAUUUUCAGAGGUAGUAUGUGCUGACAGUGGGUGUACAGUCUUUAGAACAACCCAGUACCCUUCUAGGAGAUGGAUAUUUCUUUUCCCUUCUUGUACCUUUAAAACCUAAAGUGACAAAAAACACAAGUACUUGUAAUUAGGGCUGUCACUCAAUUAAAGAAAUCUUCAUUAAUCAACCGAUUAAUCUGCAUAUAUUUGCGUAUUUUAAAAAUGGUUUUAAAGGGAAAAAGUACUUUCUUAGUCUUUAGAUCUUCAUGCCCAUGUUGUAGCAAGCAUCAUCUUUGAAGAGGCAUUUACCGUUCUCUCACACAGGACAAAAUGCUUCUUGUCAUCUGGAAUUUUUAGAAGUACUUCUAAACAUAAUACACUUAAAAUUAAAAGCAGAUGCCCAAUUAAUUGGGGGUAUCUUUUUAGAUUCACCAAAGUGUUUUAAUCUUUUUUAAAAUCUCCAUUUUAAUUUCCAUUUCCAAUGUAAUCUCCAUUUCAAGUUGGAGAUGCUUUGGAAUGCACUCCAAAUACUGUAUAGCUCAAAAUAAGAGCUGCUCCAUCUCUGAUUGCUUUUUAAAAGACUCUUAAGAAACAACUCUUUUCUCAAGCUUUUAAAAUUAGUUUUAAAUUGUUUUUAUCCUGUGAAAUUAUUUUAAUUGUUGCACUCUGUGAAUUGUUUUUAACUGGUUUUUAUUCUGUGAAAGGGUUUUGUUUUUAUAUUGUAAUUUGAAUUGUGUACACUGCCUAGAGAUGUAUAUAUCAGGCGGCAUAUAAAUAUGACAAACAAAUAAAUUUUGAAGCAAUGAAGAUC
Messenger RNA from Hemicordylus capensis (graceful crag lizard), 3389 nucleotides. Its product is annotated as sodium/hydrogen exchanger 9B2-like. The record is from RefSeq and is a predicted model, not a curated record. Gene Ontology annotation, biological process: proton transmembrane transport. NCBI's taxonomy places the organism in Eukaryota, Metazoa, Chordata, Lepidosauria, Squamata, Cordylidae. Gene Ontology annotation, cellular component: membrane. Bases 530 to 2170 code for a protein of 546 amino acids. Gene Ontology annotation, molecular function: antiporter activity. The transcript has 12 exons.